CCACAUCUCCAUCUCCACAAGUCCCUAUUACCUAAAUCGCGAGCUCCAUUUGGGCUCGGAAGUUCUACCGACACCUCAACCUUUUUUUAUAUGACAGCAAAAUCGGGGAAGCAUUUAUCGUUUUCUCAAUCUCAAUCGUCUCACAAUCGCAAUCGUAAUCGGGCGACGUUUGAAUUGCGAUAAAGCUUCAUGUGAAAUAAAUGGGAGCUAUUUUUUCUUGCUCCUCCUAGUCUCGACUCCGGUUGACUCUUCAAGUCUUGAGCAUAAGAUCUCGGCAUUUCUUCCGACGUCCUAGGGUCCCUGUCAUUCACCUCUCACUUGUCAAUUUUGGGCUGUUACAUUAACGCUGAAAUCUCAUCAGAACCAUUCGCGAGAUCGUGAAUUGAACUAGCACUAAUUGAAGAUCGCCCAUCUCGAAUUGGAGGCUCGCCUUUUUUUUUUUCUUAGAUACGACCGCUACGUUGGAUUGCCACCACCUUUAGGGCGCAUGGGAUCCUCAAUGAUGUUAAACGGGUCAGAUCCCACUGCUUUUACAGCAGACGCAUCAAGUCGACUUAAUCAUUAUUUCCAAGUUGAUAAGGAGAGGCAAACUUUCAUCCACAAUAUCCUCGAAAGAGUCGAGGCUGAUGCUAAGAAGAUUAAUGAACUCGAACUAGACCUAGAAGAUCAAAAGACUUCUCGGGCUAAUUACCAAUCAAAGGCUAUUAAUCUUGAGAAUGAAGUGCGAAGACUCGCGCAACAGCUUGAUAAGGAUUCAUUCGUGGUUGUGCUUAUUGAUGGCGAUGGGGCUAAGUUUGCAGACGAAUAUCUGCGUGACCCCGUUGCAGGGGCUGAGAGAGCUGCGAUAAAACUGAAGCAAGCUGUCCGCGAGAGUCUUAGAGACACAGGAGCCGACCUGGAAGACAUUCCUAUUCUUGUUCGAGUCUAUGCAAACCUGAUGGACUUGUCUAAGUCAUUACGCUUGUCUCGAGUUAUUGAUUAUGACGACGACAUGCGCUUGUUCGCAGAGCGUUUCACCAACAGUCGUGCGGAAUUUGACUUCGUUAAUGUCGGCAAAGGCAAAGAGAACGCGGACUCUAAGAUUAGACGUAUGCUUAACCACUACUACAGAAAUAUCCAGUGCAAGAAAAUAUUCCUUGCUGGAUGUUGUCAUGAUAAUGGUUAUCUACACGAUCUUCGCGACUAUACGGGGGCCGUCGAUAAUAGACUCGUGCUUCUAGAGACUACGCAUGCCGAGCCUGGUUUUAGGUCUCUUGGCUUUCCUAUCUUACGUUUCGAUGAGGUUUUUAGGUCAGAACCCUUGGGGAAUGAGACAAAGCAUAUUCUUCCGACUAUGCCUCCUAGACCUCGUUCACCCGUGCAGCCUUCUCCUGGACCGGGUCCGAUUGCUCGGCCUACGCAGCCUGCGCCGCCUACGCAGCCUACGCCGAAGCAGACUAUGGUCGUCUCGCCUAUACAAGAGCAACGACAAUCUCCCGCACCUACAUCUACUCCGGUGUCUGUUAGCACAUCGUCGCCAAUACUACCUUCUUCUACACCUGAGCAACAACCUAAUCAGCCACCUCGCACGUCGAGUGUAAUUAGCUCUGGAAAUGGCGGUACCUCGAUCAGCUACGCAACGGCAGGCGGUGUCAACGACCUUCAAAAUGUCACGGUUAAAGCACCCAAACCAAAGAAACAGCCAAGGGUUUUAUUUUAUAAUAUGGAUAACUACCGUAUUGAUUCGCCCACGCAGCAUCCACCUAGGACCCCUGCGCAAUCGUCUUACCAGGCGAAAUUCCAGGCCAUCAAGCCAUCCGUUUUCUGUAACGACUUUUACCUCAAGGGUCGCUGUAAGUGGGGCCUCAGUUGCGACAAGACCCACGACGCUGAGUUAACCGGACCGGAACUUGCCAUUCACCGCUACAAAGCUCGAACUAGCUUAUGCCCGGCCGGUCCAUAUUGCGUCGACUACGACUGCUAUUUGUCCCAUCACUGCCCUCGAGCGCCUUGUACUCGUGGAGAUAUGUGCCCGUUCUAUGAUACCGAAAAGUGGGGAGAUUUGCAUCUGACUAAGGACCAACUCCAACCCGCGACUCGGUGGACGGAGGGCAUUGAUCUUCCCGAGCAUAUCUAACCUAAGCAUCUUAGGCGACGGAGACGCGAAAAAACGACAUCUUAAUCGGUUUUCGUUUUUACUGUUAUGUUAAAAUUUAAAAUACAAGAGAACAGAAAAGGGUGGAAAUCUGUUCUAGUAAAGUGUAGGGGUCGGCUAUUGUGGCUUGAGAUAUAUAUAUUUUUGGGGGAUCUGUACUCCCUUUUUUUUCACCCCCCUGAACAGAGAAGAAACAUGGGCUGGGGGGUUAGAUAGGAUGAUGUUGGGGUUUUUACGAGGAACUACGAUAUGACCCCAUGGUCAGUUCUCUUUAUCGGCUAGCUGGGUAGCUACGCCGCUUAUUACAAAUUGGCAAACCCUGAAUUAAACGCUCAUUUACAUUUA
Annulohypoxylon maeteangense is the source of this 2479-nucleotide messenger RNA. RefSeq lists its product as uncharacterized. Gene Ontology annotation, molecular function: metal ion binding. NCBI's taxonomy places the organism in Eukaryota, Fungi, Ascomycota, Sordariomycetes, Xylariales, Hypoxylaceae. The transcript is spliced from 5 exons. The record is from RefSeq and is a predicted model, not a curated record. Bases 488 to 2116 code for a protein of 542 amino acids.